Molecule: messenger RNA, 2151 nt
Organism: Eptesicus fuscus (big brown bat)
Lineage: Eukaryota; Metazoa; Chordata; Mammalia; Chiroptera; Vespertilionidae
Gene: PRDM5
Product: PR/SET domain 5
Exons: 16
Coding region: 96-1988 (630 amino acids)
Molecular function (GO): transcription cis-regulatory region binding; protein binding
Source: RefSeq, a predicted model, not a curated record
GUGGGGAUUCUGGGAGGAAGGCUCCAUUUCCUCCUUCCCGCCGCGCCCCUCGCCGGCACCCCAAGUUCCCAUGCGCCGCCCCCCGCGGAGGGAGGAUGCUGGGCAUGUACGUGCCGGACAGGUUCUCCCUGAAGUCGUCCCGCGUGCAGGACGGGAUGGGGCUCUACACGGCCCGCAGGGUCGCCAAGGGCGAGAAGUUCGGGCCGUUCGCCGGGGAGAAGAGGAGGCCCGAGGAGCUGGACGAGCACAUGGACUACAGGCUCAUGUGGGAGGUCCGCGGGAGCCAGGGGGAGGUCCUGUACAUUCUGGACGCCACCAACCCGCGCCACUCCAACUGGCUGCGCUUCGUGCACGAGGCCCCGUCGCAGGAGCAGAAGAACUUGGCUGCCAUCCAGGAAGGAGAAAACAUUUUCUACUUGGCGGUUGAAGACAUAGAGUCAGACACAGAGCUGCUGAUCGGCUACCUGGACAGCGACAUGGAGGCGGACGAGGAGGAGCCGCAGACCCCGCCGAUGGCCCAGGACGGGGGAGGCCACCUCGCUCAAGGGGAGUCCACACCUGGCAGGACAGGCUGCCGUGGCUGUGGCGAGGACCACGCGUGUCCCCAGUGCGAGUCCAGCUUCCCCAGCGAGGAGGUCCUGGCCGAGCACCUGCAUGCGCUGCACCGGACGCCCGACGGGGAGAAGGAGUUCAAGUGCAAGGCCUGCGGGAAGAAGUUCCCCGUGCCGCAGGCCCUGCAGAGACAUGCUCUUCAGUGCCCGGCCAAAGGCAGCCCGAAGGACUCCUCCCGAAGCUUCCAGUGCUCCGUCUGCAAUUCGCCCUUCAGCUCGGCGCCCAGCUGCGAGCAGCACCAGGAGGCGUGCAGGAGCAAAGCCAGGUUCGUGUGCAAGGCCGGCAGCUGUGGGAAGAGGCUGAAGAGCAGGGAUGCCCUGAGGAGACACCAGGAAAAUGUCCACGCGGGAGAUCCUAAGAAAAAGCUCAUUUGUUCCGUGUGCAAUAAAAAGUGUUCCUCAGCAUCCAGCCUACAGGAGCACAGGAAGAUCCAUGAGAUAUUUGAUUGUCAAGAAUGUAUGAAGAAAUUCAUUUCGGCGAAUCAGCUAAAACGUCAUAUGAUCACCCACUCAGAGAAGCGCCCCUAUCGCUGUGAGAUUUGCAGUAAAUCCUUCAAGAGGCUGGACCAGGUGGGCGCCCACAAGGUGAUCCACAGCGAGGACAAGCCCUACAAGUGCAAGCGCUGCGGGAAGGGCUUCGCCCACAGGAACGUGUACAAGAACCACAAGAAGACCCACUCCGAGGAGAGGCCGUUCCAGUGCGAGGAAUGCAAGGCCCUAUUCCGGACCCCGUUUUCCCUGCACAGGCACCUGCUCAUACACAACAGUGAGAGGACCUUCAAGUGCCAUCACUGCGACGCGACCUUCAAGAGGAAGGACACCCUGAACGUGCACGUGCAGGUGGUGCACGAGCGGCACAAGAAGUACCGCUGCGAGCUGUGCAACAAGGCCUUCGUCACGCCCUCCGUGCUGCGCAGCCACAAGAAGACACACACGGGAGAGAAGGAGAAGACCUGCCCGUACUGCGGCCAGAAGUUCGCCAGCAGCGGGACGCUCCGCGUGCACAUCCGCAGCCACACAGGCGAGCGCCCCUACCAGUGCCCGUACUGUGAGAAGGGCUUCAGCAAGAACGACGGGCUGAAGAUGCACAUCCGCACGCACACCAGGGAGAAGCCCUACAAGUGCUCGGACUGCAGCAAGGCCUUCAGCCAGAAGCGCGGCCUGGACGAGCACCGGAGGACGCACACCGGGGAGAAGCCCUUCCAGUGCGACGUGUGUGACCUGGCUUUCAGCCUGAAGAAAAUGCUGAUCCGACACAAGAUGACGCACAACCCCAACCGCCCGCUGGCGGAGUGCCAGUUCUGCCACAAGAAGUUCACGCGGAACGACUACCUCAAGGUGCACAUGGACAACAUCCACGGCGAGGCCGACAGCUGAUGGGGCCUGCGGGGGGCCUGGGGGAGCCCAGCUCUCUCCCCGUUAGGUGGCAGAGGCAGCCAGCGGCGCGCACUGGCCUCACGGCCCUUUGUGCCGACUUUUAGAGUCUGUAGACACACGUCCUAUUCUACCAAGAAUGGUGCAAAUGGGAAAAAAGACAACU